AUGCAGAGGGUUGAAUUAAUGGAUAAAAAAGCUGAUAAAUCAGUUGCAUCUCGAGAACGUCUGACACAAAUGUGCUGUGAAAAGCGAUGCACAGAUGAAGAUAUUCGCUCGUAUUGUUGUAGAAGCUGACAAUGUUGUGAACAAUUUUAAAGAAUUUCGUAGUUUUUGCAGAUUAUAUUUAUCUAUCUUUCCAACAGGACAUGUCAUUAACAUUAUACAUUUUCUGAGGCCCAGAUUGU
Molecule: messenger RNA, 239 nt
Organism: Meloidogyne enterolobii
Lineage: Eukaryota; Metazoa; Nematoda; Chromadorea; Rhabditida; Meloidogynidae
Source: the annotation of a GenBank genome assembly